AUGUCUACCACGAAAUUCGAUGUUGUCGAGCAUUCGCACCGACGUUUCAACCCACUAUUAAACUCGUGGGUACUUUGUUCUCCACAUCGCACAAAGAGGCCUUGGCAAGGCCAGGUGGAAGCGGAAGCACAUGAUUUUUUACCGGAAUUCGAACCUAGCUGUUAUUUAUGUCCUGGUAAUGCUCGUGCGCAAGGUGGUGUAAAUCCAAACUACGAAAAUACAUUUAUUUUUGAUAAUGAUUUUGCGGCGGUUCGUAAGGAACAACCUGAAUUCUCUAAUUCUUCCAUUCGAGAAAAGUUCUCUUCGUUGUUACGACUAGAAAGUGUUCGAGGAGAAUGCAAAGUGAUUUGUUAUUCACCAAAACAUAACAUUACCAUGGCAGAAAUGACCGAAUCUUCAAUUCUUGAAAUCAUUAAACUUUGGAUUUUAACUUACCUUUCAUUAUCAAUACAUGAUCACAUUUCCUAUAUACAAAUAUUCGAGAACAAGGGUUCAAUAAUGGGAUGUUCGAAUCCCCAUCCACAUGGUCAGAUUUGGUGCACUUCAGUGAUUCCCGAAGAACCUAGUAAAGAAAUUUCGUCAAUGAGUUCAUAUCAUGAUUCUCAUGGAUCUUGUCUGUUAUGUGAUUAUGUUUCGCUAGAAACGACAGUGUCGAAUAAUAUUACGAAUGUUAAUCCUAUUAGUGCUGAAAGUAAUGCAAAAUCGAAUAAUGAAAAUAACUCGAGACUAGUAUGUGAAAACAACUCGUUUGUCUGUCUAAUACCAUUCUGGGCAAUCUGGCCUUUUGAAACGAUUAUUAUUUCCAAACAGCAUGUAACCAAGAUCACGGAUCUGAAUGAACAACAACAAUCAGAUUUCGCGAAUAUCAUGAGACGAAUUACAUGUAGAUAUGACAACCUAUUCAAGUGUUCGUUUCCAUACUCGAUGGGUAUACAUCAAGCACCAGUUGAUAGCGCAGUACAUGAUCUUGAUUCGCAUUUACAUGUGCAUUUUUAUCCACCGCUAUUGCGUAGUCCGACUAUCAAAAAAUUUAUGGUUGGAUACGAAUUAUUAGCCGAACCGCAACGUGAUCUCACUCCUGAACAAGCUGCCACGAGAUUAC
Molecule: messenger RNA, 1102 nt
Organism: Ambispora leptoticha
Lineage: Eukaryota; Fungi; Glomeromycota; Glomeromycetes; Archaeosporales; Ambisporaceae
Source: the annotation of a GenBank genome assembly